CGUGCGCGCAACACACGCGGCUUGGCGGUGAAACGCGACGUACGCCGCCAUAACUAAACUUCAAAUUUCAAAAAUCGAACCCUUAUUUACGUGCCAGUGUUGCCAGUGGAGAAAAUGAAGUUCAUUGUAAUUUUUGCACUCGUGGUAUGUGUUCACGCAACCAGCGUAGACGACACGGACAAAGGCAAACGACAAACCGAGGAGGAAUUAGUGCCGACACAUUACGUUUACAGAUCUCCAAGGAAACAGGAACAAGCUGCACCCGUUGAAGAACCACAACAAGAAGAUGACAAAGCUCCCGUUAGUCGAUCAGAUGGCGAAGAAUACCGGCCAGGGCAAGUGUUCUCUCUAAAUCCUCAAGAGCUGUUAGAGCUUCAGCCAGAGAGAAAAGCGCCUCUCAGUAGCAACCAGUUGUUGCAGCAACUGUAUAGCAACCCUCAAGCGGAACAUAAGCAAGGUCUACAGCAGUUUUACUACUUAGAACCUCAGGGCCAGGUUGGACGACAGGUUGCUCUCCAACCAUCACAUGCAGUCAUUGCCCGUCCAAACUACUCUUCUAACGGUGGAGAAGCUUCUGUAGGAGCUGCUCUUUCAGUGAGCGAUACUGGUGCGGCCUCCGCUGAAUCUUUUGAUCAAGAACUUCUUGCUUUACUCGGUCAAGCACCAGUAAGACCAGAAGAGCCUCGCAAACAGGCAUACAUCCAAUCUACUCAAACGCAGCAAGCUUCGACGGUGCAGAGUGUAGCGCCUCAAUAUCAGCAGGUCGACCGUUACGUAACCAAGCCAAGUAAGAAGCCUUCGAAGCUACGUUCCAAAGUUCAAAUUGCUCCUCCUCAAAUCCCUGCUGCGCCUCAACAAUACUUGAUUGAGACCACAAAUAUCAACCAGCAACAGCCUCAACAAUUCCGCCCCGCUCCGCAACCGCAACAGCAGAGAGUCCCUCAAGUGCUGCGUUAUGUUCCGUUCCAACAAGCAAUUCAACAACAAUCGAUUCAGCAACAGUCAGUCCAACAACCUUUAUACGAACAUCCUGAAUCUCAAGGAUUGAAAGUAGUCGCUGCCCCUAAACUGCAACAAUUACAGCAGCCAAAAGGUCAACUGAACUACAGGCUUAUCCCUCAAUAUCAGCCUGAAGCUGUUCCGAAGCAAUACAGAAUUAUAGAAGCCGCAAGGCCUCAAUUCGCUCGUCAAGAACAACGUCUUCAGUCUCCUAGUGUUGAAAGACCAGUGACAUAUUUAAAACGUUACCCUGAACCUGAAAAGUUACGAUCUGUUAAAAUCUACGAUCCUGUUUUUCAAGAAUCCUUGCAACAGCAGCAGCAGCCCGCUCAGAUUUUAGGAGAGCAAUAUCUGCUGCGCCCUGUGUACAGAACAAAUGAUCAGCGUCCACGAUACGAAUUGCCUCCGCUUGCUCUGAAGCCUGAACAGCAACGCGUUGUUGAGCAAGGAAAGCCGCAGUCAUCUAUUUACGUCAGCAAGAACUUAGCACCAAGGAAAUUGGCCAGGCCACAGCCCUUGACUUUAAAAGAACAAAAUUUGAAAAUCGAACAGCCUGCGCAACAACAAGAACAGGUAAUUAAACACGAGCAGCCAUCGAACGUCGAGCAAGUGAACAUUGAACAACAUGGCCAAAGCUUGGAAGAGCAGAGAUCUCACUUACCACCGCCGAAAAAUAACAAAGCGUACACUCCUGAAGAAUUUGCAGCAUUAGUAGCGGCUGGAUACGCAGUCACGCCGAUACCAGUUAGUGCGUUGAACCUUGACGUCGCGCAAUCAAGAUCUGCAGUGGAGCAAGUAACAUUGCAGCCAGUGACAGCACAACCCAAACGUCGCCCUAUCAGCAGACACCAGUAUCUCCCCUUAAGAGGAGAUGACGCGCCCUAAACACACCGACCAUUUUGUACAUAGUAUUAGAAAUAAUCUCAUAAAAUAAGAUAGCUAUAUUUUGUAAA
This is a messenger RNA of Manduca sexta (tobacco hornworm), 1952 nucleotides long. RefSeq names its product RNA polymerase II degradation factor 1. Lineage: Eukaryota; Metazoa; Arthropoda; Insecta; Lepidoptera; Sphingidae. The transcript has 6 exons. The record is from RefSeq and is a predicted model, not a curated record. The coding region runs from base 115 to 1884 and encodes 589 amino acids.